Penicillium cinerascens is the source of this 1287-nucleotide messenger RNA. Its product is annotated as Zn(II)2Cys6 transcription factor rglT. Gene Ontology annotation, cellular component: nucleus. NCBI's taxonomy places the organism in Eukaryota, Fungi, Ascomycota, Eurotiomycetes, Eurotiales, Aspergillaceae. The record is from RefSeq and is a predicted model, not a curated record. Gene Ontology annotation, molecular function: zinc ion binding; DNA-binding transcription factor activity, RNA polymerase II-specific; sequence-specific DNA binding. The transcript has 2 exons. The coding region runs from base 1 to 1287 and encodes 428 amino acids. Gene Ontology annotation, biological process: positive regulation of transcription by RNA polymerase II.
AUGGCUGAGACUUUGGAGCCAUCGUUGCUGAAUGAUAAUCUUCUGGCCUCGAUAUCCGGGCCUAAACGACAUGCAGCCUGCGACGAGUGCAGGAAACGAAAGCUCAAGUGCUCGGGCGAACUGACAGGGUGUACUCGCUGCUUAAAACAGUCUAUAACAUGUCACUACUCCGUACAGAAGCAAAUGGGUCGACCACCCAAGAAGAGAGCCCGAGCUGAUGACGAUACGUCCGACUACCUCACGCAAGGCAAUAACAUUUGGCCCAGUCCUGAGGAAACCCCACCGAAUUUUUCUUCUCAAAACCAAGAUCAAUCUAUAAUACCAGAUAGGGCGCAACUCUGUCCGCAACUCUAUUGGCAAGGUUUGCCAAUCGCGAACCCUACGAAUGAUCUACUUGCCGGAGACGAAGAACACAACCAUACCUGGCGGCCAGAACGUCUCAAAAAUCCAAACCUCCCUAUUCCACCAUCUGAAAGUCCUUGGCCGGACUUCGCGACUGUCACAGAAGCAACAGCUAGCCUGUUUCCCUCUCAACCAAGCCUCCAAGACGUUCAUUCCCUUCCUCUCACACCUCCCAUGUCCAGUCCUUCCGACGCCGCCACGUCCCAAUGCACCUGCUUGUCAUAUCUAUACCUCUGUCUCAGCCAUAUAUCCUCCAUCGCCUCCUUCCCCGUCAACUCUCACACUCUCUGCUCCUUAUACAUCGCAGCGCGAACCGCGCAAAGCGUCAUCCGCUGCCAAGCUUGUCCGAAAGUCUUCGCCACGGGUGUCCAGAAUGUCAUGUUCACCGGUACUCUUCUGACCGUUGUCGCGGACGCCUGGCUGCGCGUGUAUAAUAGCGAUCCCGCAGAGCUGGGCAUUCAAUCCGCAUCGCCUGAGUAUGUCUCGCAGGUGCUGCAGAGUGAAGACCCGGGGCAGGCCUGGGCUUCCUGGCUGCGUCAGAUCGUUCGCCGAGCUGUUAUCGGCGGUGGUCUUGCACCCGAGGCCGCCAUUAGGUGCUCUGAUCAGCCGGACUUGCUGUCGCUUAUUACGGAAGUUGAGAAUCGUCAACGCCGCUGGCAUCAACCGGGAGGGCACCCGUUCACGGGGUCCAAUCUUUUAAAUCCCUUGGCUCCUGGUGGUCCGCUUGCGUCCCAGAGCGAGGAUCAGUGUCAACAAGAUGAAAAGGAGCUCUUGUGUCUGAAGGUUGUUGGAAGUGCGAGGUCUGUCAUUGCCAAGUUUAACUUUGAUCCCUCGGAGUUUCCUGGUGGCAUUGUUCCUGAUGACUUGACGCCUGAAUCUGUUUAA